AUGUUUUCAUUUAAUCCUUGGGAAAUCUUAUCAGCAUUUGAGAUUGGUUAUUAUGCAGUCUUAUUGGCAUUAGUUAUCUACCCUUCAAUUAAAAUUUUUCAAAUCAAAUCCAAAUUCAGAUGGUUCUUUAUUAGAUUUUAUAUCUUAUUAUUAAUUAAAAUCAUUGGUGGUGCUUUAACUAUUGCAUUUAUUAAAGAUUCAAAUCAUUCAUUAGGAUUAGGUAUUGGUUCCUCGGUAUUAGGUGUUAUUAGUUCAGGUAUUAUUGUAACUUCAUUAAUUUUCAUUAUAAAUUUUAUUGAAUCAUUUGAUCAACCUUCAAAACCAAAAGAAAAAUUUAAAUUGUUUAAACUUUUAAAAACUGGUGUAUCAAAUUUGUUUAAAUCAAAAAGUAAUAGAGAACCAAUGAAUUGGAAUUCAUUAGUUGAUAAAUUAACUUUAGCAACAAUUAUUAUUAAUGCUGUGGGUUCAUCAUAUUCAAGUACUGAUCCUUCAAUUUCCAAAAAACUAUCAGAAACCGGUUCAAUCUUAUACAUCAUUGUUACACUCUUAAUAAUAGUUUUGAUUAAACAAGGAUUUAAUUCAAUUCAAAAAUCAUCACAAUCCACAAUCCAUAUCAAAUCAUACAAAAAACAAUUAUUAACUUUAGUUAUCAUAAACAUGCCAUUCUUAUUCAUUAGAAUGGUUUAUAACAUUUGUACAUCAUUUUCUAUAAAUACUUCAGGUCAAACAUAUGCAACCAGGAUUAGUAAAUUUACAUUUUUAUUUGGUCAAUGGGAAUAUUAUACAUUUAUGGCUUUUUUGGAAGAAUGUAUUAUAAUGUUGAUUUUCACAUUGGUUUCAAUUUGGGUUUAUAAAAAAGAAUAUGUUGAUGGUUUAACCACAAGGGAAGUUGUUGUUGAUGAUUAUGAUGAAUCUUCAAAAUCUGUUGUUUAG
Hansenula ciferrii is the source of this 933-nucleotide messenger RNA. RefSeq lists its product as uncharacterized. The coding region runs from base 1 to 933 and encodes 310 amino acids. The record is from RefSeq and is a predicted model, not a curated record. Lineage: Eukaryota; Fungi; Ascomycota; Saccharomycetes; Phaffomycetales; Wickerhamomycetaceae. The transcript has a single exon.